Molecule: messenger RNA, 2043 nt
Organism: Peromyscus maniculatus bairdii (prairie deer mouse)
Lineage: Eukaryota; Metazoa; Chordata; Mammalia; Rodentia; Cricetidae
Gene: Prr15l
Product: proline rich 15 like
Source: RefSeq, a predicted model, not a curated record
UCUGCUAAUGAUUACUCUGUCUCCUAAGUUUAACUUCGCAAAGCUGAUCUACCCGGGUGGACAGGCAGUCACGGUUGGGCUGAGUGUUAGGACUGGAUGGGACGGAUAAGGACCCCGAGGCCCUGAGAAGUGACUUGGCCGAAGCCAAGAGUCUAGGCAGAGCUUCCCAGUCCUAGACCGCAGGUCCCAGCCCUCUCCUCAGGAAGGGCCCAUGCUCCUCACCGUUGGGAACGACACAUGUCUGGAACUAUUGCAAAUUCUAUUUAAUUUUGUCACGAGUUCCAAGCGAAACAGCCAGGGGGUUUCUGGCUGCGUGACCUGUCAAUGGCCUGCCCACACUGGGCAGAGGUGGGAAAGACUGGUCAUGGUGCCAAAGACCAGGCUAUGUGUGUCUAGUCCAGCAGAAAGCCUGGCCUGGGCUUAGGGACCGCCAUGACUGAAGUCGGCUGGUGGAAGUUGACUUUCCUCCGGAAAAAGAAAUCCACCCCCAAAGUGCUCUAUGAAAUCCCUGACACCUACGCCCAAACGGAGGGAGGUGCGGAGCCGCCCGGCCCCGACGCCGAAGGCCCUCACAGCGACUUUAACACCCGCCUGGAGAAGAUUGUGGAUAAGAACACCAAAGGCAAACACGUCAAAGUCUCCAACUCGGGCCGCUUUAAGGAGAAGAAAAAAGUCCGGGCCAUGCUGGCAGAGAACCCCAACCUCUUUGACAGGGAGGACAAAGGACAAUGAAGGCAGCCGAGGAGGACACUAGCACCUCCCUGCUCCCCGCCACUGGUGGGGUCUCAGGCAGGAGCUUGCCACGCUGGCCUCUUUGGUCAUAGCUGAAGCCAUGGUGGCAGGUGAUGCCUGCUGGCAGGAUCGCCUGGUUCUUAGGUUUGUAUUUAUGUGCCCCAGAUUUAUGAAGGGCCUGGGAGAUCCCAGGGUCCUCCUCCCCAUGAUCACAUACAAAGGCACUCUGGUCCAGGAUGAAAAAUGGCCACCUAGAAGUACAGCCGUCCUUGGCACAGUGGCUUGGCUCACGGGGAGGCAGCAUGGCAGAGAACAGACUGGGAGCCUGACAGACCCCACCCUCUCCCUGGGCACAGGGUCAAGGGUGAACUUGGAUCGUUGUUCCCUCUACUUUCUCUACCUGUGACUUGUUCCCCCGGACCAAUCCGAGGAGAGCAGAGGUUCCAGAAGUCACGUGAUAGCGGUUUCCUUGGUGACAGAGGCGGAGUUGUUGAACUUGAGAUCACCUCUUAAUUCAAGGAGUAAACUUCCUGGAACUUUGCUUCCCAGAGUGGAGGGGCAAAGGACACCGCACUGCCUGGGCUGCAGCAGAAGGCCAGAUCAGAAAUCCCUGAGUUAUUGCCUCGACUGCCCCUUGUGUGGGUGCUGAAUUACAUAACCCCAAAGAGAAACCUCACUAGCCCAAGGGUCCAAACUGGAGGAAUGGAUGGAGUUUUCCUCUACCCGUUCCCAGAUAGUAUUUAAGAUGGAUCAGCCCCAGAAGUCAGUCCUGGAGCCUUGAAUUUUGUUUGAAAAGUAAUGGUAGGUUCUACCUAGUAAUAAACAAUGCUGCAGACACAGAGGUAUUUCCGCUCUUACCUCACAUGUAUGGGGAUGGCCACAUCUCUACCUUCGUGCAAGUGAAGUGAGUCUUUGAGCUCUUCAGAUCUCAGCAAGGGCCCCCAAGUGUGACCGUGUGGGCCUGUGUCAGUAAUUCAGCCACCAAGCUAGGCUUCAUAUGGCAGGGGAUAAGGGAAGGAGACAGACUCCCACACACACACACAACAGAGAGCCUGGGGCUCUAAGAGAAUGGGGUGGACCGUUGGUGAUGGACCCAAAGUCUCUGUAGUUCUCGGUGGUUCAGUUUGGGACCCAGAUUUAAAUUCUGGUGCCACCAGUUAAUAGCCUGAUGAGCUUGGGGACAUUUCAUAGACUUCUCUGUAAAGCCAGGUCUAAGGGCAAAUCCCUAUAAUCUCAGCUCUUGCUGAGGCAGGAGGAUUGUAGAUUCAUAGGUCAGCCUGGAGUAUACAGGAAGGCCCUGUUUCAGGAAAC